This is a messenger RNA of Propithecus coquereli (Coquerel's sifaka), 2116 nucleotides long. RefSeq names its product testis-specific kinase 2 (gene TESK2). The transcript is spliced from 9 exons. The coding region runs from base 22 to 1494 and encodes 490 amino acids. The record is from RefSeq and is a predicted model, not a curated record. Gene Ontology annotation, cellular component: nucleus; cytoplasm. Gene Ontology annotation, biological process: actin cytoskeleton organization; protein phosphorylation. Gene Ontology annotation, molecular function: ATP binding; protein serine/threonine kinase activity. NCBI's taxonomy places the organism in Eukaryota, Metazoa, Chordata, Mammalia, Primates, Indriidae.
CACCGAGCUUCUGGUCAGGUGAUGGCUCUUAAAAUGAACACGUUGAGCAGCAACCGGGCAAACAUGUUGAAAGAAGUGCAGCUCAUGAAUCGACUCUCCCAUCCCAACAUCCUUAGGUUCAUGGGUGUGUGUGUUCAUCAAGGACAGUUGCAUGCACUUACAGAGUAUAUCAACUCUGGGAACCUGGAACAGUUGCUAGACAGUAACCUGCAUUUGCCCUGGACUGUGAGGGUAAAACUGGCCUAUGACAUAGCAGUGGGCCUCAGCUACCUUCACUUCAAAGGCAUUUUUCAUCGGGACCUCACAUCUAAGAACUGCCUGAUAAAGAGGGAUGAAAAUGGUUAUUCUGCAGUGGUUGCUGACUUUGGCCUGGCUGAGAAGAUCCCUGAUGUCAGCAUGGGGUGUGAGAAGUUGGCCGUAGUGGGCUCACCCUUCUGGAUGGCACCUGAGGUUCUCCGAGAUGAGCCCUAUAAUGAGAAGGCAGAUGUGUUCUCUUAUGGUAUCAUCCUCUGCGAGAUCAUCGCCCGCAUCCAGGCUGAUCCGGACUAUCUUCCCCGCACAGAGAAUUUCGGGCUGGACUAUGACGCUUUCCAGCACAUGGUGGGAGACUGUCCACCAGACUUUCUGCAGCUCACCUUCAACUGCUGUAAUAUGGACCCCAAACUGCGCCCAUCCUUUGUGGAGAUUGGGAAGACCCUGGAGGAAAUUCUGAACCGCUUACAGGAAGAAGAGCAGGAGACAGAUAGGAAGCUACAGCCCACAACCAAGGGACUCUUGGAGAAAGUACCUGGGGUGAAGCGACUGAGCUCACUGGAUGACAAGAUCCCCCCCAAGUCACCACGCCCAAGACGUACCAUCUGGCUGUCUCGAAGCCAGUCAGACAUCUUCUCCCGUAAACCCCCACGUACAGUGAGCGUCUUGGAUCCCUACUACAGGCCACGAGAUGGUGCUGCCCAUACCCCCAAAGUCAACCCUUUCAGUGCUCGCCAGGACCUCAAGGGUGGCAAGAUCAAGUUCUUUGACUUGCCCAGCAAGUCUGUCAUCUCCCUUGUAUUUGACCUGGAUGCACCAGGGCCUGGAACUAUGCCUUUGGCUGACUGGCAGGAGCCCCUGGCCCCACCACCUGCUCGCCGGUGGCGUUCCUUGCCUGGCUCACCUGAAUUCUUGCGUCAAGAAGCCUGUCCAUUUGUGGGCCAGGAAGAAUCACUAUCGGAUGGGCCCCCACCACGCCUCAGUAGUCUCAAGUACAGAGUAAAGGAGAUCCCACCAUUCCGGGCAUCUGCCCUACCAGCUGCUCCAACCCAUGAGGCCAUGGACUGCUCUAGUCUCCAGGAAGAAAACGGUUUUGGGCCCAGGCCCCAAGGGACCAGUCCGUGCCCUGCAGGUGCCUCUGAGGAGAUGGAGGUAGAAGAAGAAAGGCCAAGAGGCUUGGCUCCAGCUUCCUUCUCCAUCUCAGGCAUAGGCCAGCAAACCCAGGAAGAGCAGGAUGGGUGAGGGGAGUUAGUCCCUGCCUCACCUUGGGAUGGACCUUCAGCUGAAGCCAUAGGGCCCCCUUGGUACACAGCCUUGACUCUUCCCUGGAGCCCACAAAGCAAGCAGGCUAGACCCAGCCAGGCUUAACUUUGGGGCUCCCAGUGCCCACUGGCUGUGUAUGAGAGGGGAGACAGCAGUGGGAGGCUUUCCUAGCUAGGGCCCACAUCUGAUACCAAGCCUCUGAAAUCCAGCAAGGAGCUCUGGCUCCCACCAGACACCCCCGCCCCAGUCCACUUCCUCAUACAGGACCAGAGGACCCCUAGUUCUAGGCUGAGCUGGCAGGCAGCUAUGACCCCUAUUUUUUUCCCACCCCAAGUCUGUUUCUUACCCUUUUUGGGGGCUUAUAAGGCUACUGGAUGGAACGUAGAGCUGACCAGGAGGCCAUAAAGGGCAUGACUGUUUCCCAGACUUGAAGACUGGGGUGCUUCUUGCCAGUAUGUCUGAGACACUUGAAUAACUGCUGUUUGCACUUAUCACGUGGUCAGACCACGUCACUACAUUUCUAUGCAAGGGGAGGGCAAGGCAGCAUGGUGGUCAUGGCUCUUAGCUAACCUAUUCAAAAACCUUUUCCAGUUGAUUAAUC